UUCCAGGCUCAUACUGGUUAAAACAGAGCAGGCAUUGAAGGAACUCUUGGGGUUACUAGAAAGCACCACCAAAGCUGCUUUAUUUACAAUUCUGGGAAAACUGUUGAAAACCACAAACCACUGAAAUGCUGUUUUGGCACAGCCAACCAGAACAUUAUUGGCCAACACCAGCCGAACACUACCAAUGUGGUGGCAGCAGUAUUUUAAGGGAUACUGUGAACCUGCCCAUCUUCAAGCAGGAAGAGCAGAAUCUCUCUCCAGAGUCCGAGUUACGAUGCCCUGCUUUCCAAUACACACUUAUUGCUGCUACAUCACCAGCUGUCAAGUUGCAAGAAGAGUCUCUCACGUACUUAAAUCAAGGUCAGCCCUAUGAGAUUCGUUUGCUAAGCAACCAGAAGCUGAGAGACUCUAUGCAACUUCGAGGAAACUUGGUAAAAAGUGUAAUACGCGUGGUCUUCCAUGACAGGCGCCUGCAGUAUAGCGAGCACCAACAACUGGAGGGAUGGAAAUGGAGUAGGCCAGGAGACCGAAUCCUUGACAUCGACAUUCCACUUUCAGUUGGAAUUAUUGAGCCACGAAUGAAUUCCACAAUGCUAAAUACCAUUGAAUUUCUCUGGGAUCCAGCCAAAAGAACAUCUGUUUUUGUCCAGGUUCACUGCAUUAGCACAGAGUUCACACUCAGAAAGAAUGGAGGGGAGAAGGGUGUUCCAUUCCGAAUUCAGAUCGACACUUUCCAGCAGAACGAAGGAGGAGAAUACACAGAGCAUUUACAUUCCUCCAGCUGUCAGAUCAAAGUGUUUAAGCCCAAAGGAGCAGAUAGGAAACAGAAAACCGACAGAGAGAAAAUUGAAAAACGAUCACUGCAGGAGAGGGAGAAAUACCAGCCCUCCUACGAGACGACAAUCCUGACUGAGUGUGCCCCUUGGCCUGAUACCUCAUACAAUGGUUCCAGCCCUCCAAGCACACCAGGACUUUCAACUUCAGGCAACUCUUUUAAUCUGCCAACACCAGAAAGAGUUUGUUCAUCACCAACUCAUCUAUCAAAUGCUUCAGCCCAAACCUCAGGAGAGGCUCUUCAUGCUGCUUCAACAAUCCACGAAACACAGCAGUGGCUUUUGAAAAAUCGAUUUUCCAACUACUGCAGGAUGUUUUCUAAUUUCACAGCUGCUGACCUACUGAAACUCUCUCGGGAUGAUGUAAUUCAGAUCUGUGGACCAGCAGAUGGAAUAAGGCUCUUCAACGCACUCAAAUCUAGGUCUGUACGUCCACGGCUGACGGUGUACAUUUCUACAGGAUCACAACAUAAUAAAAGUGAAAGCAGUGAAGAAUCAGACAGUGUGGUCUAUCAAGAAAUGCACUUGGAAGAAUUAACAACAGCUGAGCUGAACCGUAAACUGGCACCUUUGUUCAGCCUUUCCCCCAACCAGAUUCACCAUACUUACCGGCAAGGCCCAACAGGAAUCCACAUUAUUGUUAAUGAUCUGAUGAUCCGGAAUUUGCUAGAUGAAUCGUGUUUCAUUGUAACUGCCAAAAAAGUAGAACACACAGAAGGCUAUCACUUGAUUCUGAGAUAAACAACUGGUGCGCGAACAUUAAAAGCUCAGUAUAGCUACUCUCUGUGGAACCGAAAGGAACACAGAAAGUCAGAAACCCAAACAUCUUGGAGUCUAGACUCUAUAUCUUAUCGCAGAAGCAAACUGCCGAAGGAAAAUGCAAAAGAAAAUGCACUCCGCUGAUGCUAUGGAAAGUCGUGCUUUGCUCUGAAUUCAGGUACUCACAGAGGACUUCCACUCCAAAUAUUUUAAGGAAAAAUACUACUAUUUUGGACUUCUCAUAAAUGUGUAAAUUAUUAAUGUUUUAUUUUAAAUAUCUUUAAUAUAUGUAUUCAUAAGCAAAAUUACAAAGGAAAAUGUAAAAGAAACUUGGAAGAAAAUGCAUUCUUCUGAUGAGAUGGAAAGUCUUUCCUAAUUUGCAUUCUUGUUGUCACAAAACACUUUAUUUCCAUAUAUUUCAGGUAAAAUACACAUUCUGGCUCACUGGUGAACAUAUAAAUUAUUUAAAAAUGUUUAAAUGUCCCAAUUAAUUAUGACUUUUGUAAACUUUUGACUACAUUUGACAUAACAACUGAAAUAUUUUGAAGCAUAAAAGCAAUGCUGCUAUGUUGAAUAUAUUGUGAACUGUACCACUGCCCUAAAUUUUUCUACAUAUCUAAUUUUAUUACAGUUUAAUAAAAAACAUUUUGUAUACUAAA
This is a messenger RNA of Protopterus annectens (West African lungfish), 2251 nucleotides long. Its product is annotated as transcription factor CP2-like. Lineage: Eukaryota; Metazoa; Chordata; Ceratodontiformes; Protopteridae. The transcript is spliced from 15 exons. Gene Ontology annotation, cellular component: nucleus. Gene Ontology annotation, molecular function: RNA polymerase II cis-regulatory region sequence-specific DNA binding; DNA-binding transcription activator activity, RNA polymerase II-specific. The record is from RefSeq and is a predicted model, not a curated record. Gene Ontology annotation, biological process: regulation of transcription by RNA polymerase II. The coding region runs from base 126 to 1574 and encodes 482 amino acids.